AUGAGUGCAAGCAAUGAAGAACCUGAAACAAUCUCACUUUAUGAUAUGGUGGAUGAUGAGUCAGAAAUAAACGAAGAUCAAAAUGAUGUAGACUUGUCAUUAAAUGAUUCAAAUCAACCUUUUGCAUGCAAUAGGCAUUUGGAACCAUGUCUCAAUAUGGUAUUUGAUAAGCUUAAGGAUGCGAAAGCAUGUUAUAAUGCAUAUGCAAGGCGAAAGGGGUUUGGCAUACGAGUAAAUCAUACUCGAAAGACUAAAAAUGAUAGAAUAUUGGUUGGUAUUGAAUAUGUUUGUUCAAAGGAAGGGUUUCGUCGUAGACGUGAUGAAGACACAGAAAGAAUAGGUCCAGAGCGUGCAGAAACAAGAGUAGGAUGCAAAGCAAUGAUAGGUUUAAAGAAAAUUGAAGAUACAUGGGUUGUGUGUAAGUUUGUGGAGGAUCAUAAUCAUGAGCUUCUUACUCCUAAGAGUACAAGCAUGCUUCGUGGGCAUAGAGUGAUAACAAAUGCCCAAAGGAAUCUUAUAUAUACACUUAAUGAGACAGGUAUACCUCCAAGCAAGAUAAUGUCUGUGUUAAUUAAAGAAUCUGGUGGUGAUUAUAAUGUUGGAUGUAUUCCGGUUGAUAUUCAAAAUUAUUUGGGUAAUAAAAGAAGAAAGUUGCUUCAAGAUGGAGAUGCCCAGGGAAUGUAUAAAUAUUUUAUUGAGCAACAAUGUAAAAAUCCAGGUUUUGUUUAUGCAGUUGAAGUUGAUGAAAAUGGGUGCAUGGGUAAUUGCUUUUGGGCAGAUGCUAGGUCAAGAAUUGCAUACCAAUAUUUUGGAGAUGUUGUUACUUUUGAUGCUACAUACCAAACAAAUACUUAUAAGAUGCCUUUUGUUCCUUUCACAGGAGUUAACCACCAUCAUCAAUCGGUGAUGUUUGGAUGUGCUUUGCUUGUGAAUGAAACAACUGAAUCUUAUACAUGGUUGUUGAAGACUUAG
Molecule: messenger RNA, 972 nt
Organism: Quercus robur (English oak)
Lineage: Eukaryota; Viridiplantae; Streptophyta; Magnoliopsida; Fagales; Fagaceae
Product: protein FAR1-RELATED SEQUENCE 5-like
Exons: 1
Coding region: 1-972 (323 amino acids)
Source: RefSeq, a predicted model, not a curated record